Molecule: messenger RNA, 801 nt
Organism: Trifolium pratense (red clover)
Lineage: Eukaryota; Viridiplantae; Streptophyta; Magnoliopsida; Fabales; Fabaceae
Exons: 1
Coding region: 1-801 (266 amino acids)
Molecular function (GO): enzyme inhibitor activity
Source: RefSeq, a predicted model, not a curated record
AUGGAUUACACAUUCAAUAAAACCCUUCUUGUCAUCCUAUCCCUCUCUUCUCUUCUUCUAUCUUCCAAUGCCGUCCCUUCGACUCGAGUUAUUGAUUUAAUCUCCACAAGUGUUCCAGCUGCAGCCCCUAAAAGUUCCUUUGUAGAUUUCACCUCAACAAGAUUCCCAGCUAAAGCCCCUUCAAGUAUUGAUUUCAUUUCAACUAGUUCCCCAGCUGAAACCCCUUCAAGUGUUGAUUUCAUUUCCAAAAGUUUCCCAGCUGUUGACGCAUCAAACUCUCAUGUCGGCAACAUAGUAUCCAAAAUUGCUACAAAUGUCGCCAAAGUUGCCACAAAAGUCGAUCCUGAAAUCUUAAAAAUAUGUAACGAAGGAGGAGAUAAGACAGUUCGUUGUAUUGAAACCCUUUCGAAACUCUUUCAAGGUCCUUUUGAUGUCGUCAAGGCACUUGAGAUUGAGGUUAACACCACCCUCAGCACAGUCAAGACCUUAGUCGAUACUAUUGUCAGGUUGCGUAAUGACCCUAGCACCGACAAAAGAGCCAUUGAUGCCCUUGACAUAUGCCGAGACCAAUAUGAUAUGAUGUUGGAUUCAAUCAAUCAGGCAAUGGAGAUACUACCUCAACAAAAUUUUGUUGAUGCUUAUAACAAUAUGUGUGCUGUGAUAUCAUACAAUUCUGCAUGUCAGGAAGGUUGGGAUGAGUCUCCUGGGGUUGUAAGGCCAUGGGAUGUAGAACCUCUAAUUCAGUCGACUGUUAUCUGUGUGGACAUCUUGGACAACAUAGUUAAUAACCAUAAGUUUUAA